GACCGGGUUAAGGGGCGUUGCCAGGCUGGCGGCUGCCAGGGGACUCCGGCUGUCUGGCCCGGGUGCUCCUCAAAGCCGGUAGAUCGCUAGCCAGCUCCACGGAGGCGUCAUGAGGUCUCCAGUUCGGGGCCUGCCUCCAAGCGAUGGCGAUAAGGUCUCAGACAAUACACCCCUCCUGCAGGACGCCCCGCAGGCGGAAGUUGCUCCAGUAUGCUGCUCUGUCCGUUACAACUUAGCAAUUUUGGCCUUUUUUGGUUUCUUCGUUCUCUAUGCAUUACGUGUGAAUCUGAGUGUCGCAUUAGUGGAUAUGGUAGAUUCAAAUACAACUUCAGCAGAUAAUAGAACUUCUAAGGAGUGUGCAGAGCAUUCUGCUUCCAAUCAGGUUCUUCAUAAUCAAACAGGUAAAAAGUACCAAUGGGAUGCAGAAACUCAAGGAUGGAUUCUCGGUUCUUUUUUUUAUGGCUACAUCAUCACACAGAUUCCUGGAGGAUAUGUUGCCAGCAAAGUGGGCGGGAAACUACUGCUAGGAUUUGGGAUCCUUGGCACUGCUGUCUUCACCCUGUUUACUCCCAUUGCUGCAGAUUUUGGAGUUGGAGCCCUCAUUGUGCUCAGAGCACUGGAAGGACUAGGAGAGGGUGUUACAUUUCCAGCCAUGCAUGCCAUGUGGUCUUCUUGGGCUCCCCCUCUUGAAAGAAGCAAGCUUCUUAGUAUUUCAUAUGCAGGAGCACAGCUUGGGACAGUAAUUUCUCUUCCUCUUUCUGGAAUAAUUUGCUUCUAUAUGAAUUGGACUUAUGUCUUCUACUUUUUUGGUAUAGUAGGAAUCAUUUGGUUUGUUUUAUGGAUCUGGUUAGUUAGUGAUACACCAGAAACUCACAGGACAAUCUCCCACCAAGAAAAGGAAUACAUUCGUUCAUCAUUAAAAAAUCAGCUUUCUUCACGGAAGUCAGUUCCAUGGAUACCCAUGCUAAAAUCCUUGCCACUUUGGGCUAUUGUUGUUGCACACUUUUCUUACAACUGGAGUUUUUAUACUUUGUUGACAUUAUUGCCUACUUACAUGAAGGAGAUCCUAAGGUUCAAUGUUCAAGCGAAUGGAAUUUUAUCAGCAGUGCCUUAUUUUGGCUGUUGGCUAUGUAUGAUCCUGUCUGGUCAAGCUGCUGACCAUUUAAGAGCAAAAUGGAAUUUUUCAACUAUAUGUGUUCGAAGAGUUUUUAGCCUUAUAGGAAUGAUUGGACCUGCAGUAUUUCUGGUUGCCGCUGGAUUUAUAGGUUGUGAUUAUUCUUUGGCUGUUGCAUUCCUAACCAUAUCAACAACACUAGGAGGCUUCUGCUCUUCUGGAUUUAGCAUCAACCACCUGGAUAUUGCUCCUUCGUUUGCCGGUAUCCUCUUGGGGAUCACAAAUACAUUUGCCACUAUUCCAGGAAUGGUCGGGCCUGUCAUUGCUAAAAGUCUGACCCCUGAGAACACUAUUAGAGAAUGGCAAACUGUUUUCUGGAUCGCUGCUGCUAUUAAUGUAUUUGGUGCCAUUUUCUUCACACUUUUUGCCAAAGGUGAAGUGCAGAACUGGGCCCUCGAUGACCACCGUGGACACAGAAGCUGAAAGAACCAAUAACUAAUCCUGUCUCUAUUCAUGUACUUUUGUUUAUCAUGCAACCUAAAAGUGCCUUUGAUAUUUUAAUGUUGUAAGCAUUCUAUGUGCAAGAAAAAAAUGUAUAUGUAUUAAAUUUUUAAGAAUUACAAUCAUGACAUGUCACUAGUGGCCAGAUUAGUGAAAUCAUCUAUUUUUAAUUACUAAUAGCACGUAUGCUGGAACUUCUAUUUUAGGGUCACGUACCCAGCUGCAAAUCAGGCACUGUGAAGUAGGGGAGUUCUAGUUAUUUUAAGGGCCAUACUUAGGAAUGAGCUGAAGUGCACUCCUCUAUACCUUUGCUUAAUUAAACUAGAUAAUAAAUCUCAGGUCUUGGUAAACACCUAUUUUUAUCUACUUUCCUCAUAAAAAUUAUUUGUCAUCAGCAAUCGUUGACCCUUACGUCUCAAACUUCAGCAUCUCCAUGGAGCUGCCAGCCUUUCUAUAAAGUGGCCUGGCAGCUGGGCUGAGGGAAGCAUGCCCAGUCAGCUGCCGGGCAUUCCCUUCCUGCUUCAGGGACAGUGCCCUGCAUUCACCAGAGGCAGCAGCCAAGACCAGGGUCAGUGCCAGGUCUUUGGAUGGCGUUCCUCUCCUGGGGGCUGUUAAUGUGCAGACAAAGCCCUGAGCCGACAGGAGCAUUGAGAUUCAUAGCCGUGGUUCUGAUGAAUCCUCAAACUUUCCCCUCCCCGGAAUAUUGAUUGGCAUGUAACCUACAAAAAUGAAGUGUGAAUUAACCACAAACAACAUGAUUCUUGAUUAAAACUAUCUUCAAGUCGAUCAGAGUAUAAAUUCUAAGUCCUGUGUUCUAUGAGCUACACCAGAAUUUUUUUUUUAAUUUAAAGUCAAGAUUCUGGUUGCAGUUUAAAGUUUAAGUGACUUUUAAAGGCCACAUCUCCCGAGACCAAUUGUAAUGUAAAGGUGAGAAUCAUUUCUCUGCUGAUUCCUGAAAUCAUAUUUUUCCACUUUUUCCUGGACCAUCUUCCAAUAGCUUUUGAAUGUGCUUUGAGAGCUUUUGUGUGUUUUAGAACUUGGUUUAUGUUGUAUUUGUUUAACACUACCUGUAAUAUUUUAAUAAAACUUAAAUGUAAUAUGAUGUGAAUAACUUCUGUAAAUUUUUUUAAAUUUGUAAAUGGCUUUAAUUUGCAAUGGUGAUAUUUCUUU
Artibeus jamaicensis (Jamaican fruit-eating bat) is the source of this 2785-nucleotide messenger RNA. RefSeq names its product solute carrier family 17 member 5 (gene SLC17A5). The transcript is spliced from 11 exons. Gene Ontology annotation, molecular function: transmembrane transporter activity. Gene Ontology annotation, biological process: transmembrane transport; monoatomic anion transport. Bases 110 to 1597 code for a protein of 495 amino acids. The record is from RefSeq and is a predicted model, not a curated record. Lineage: Eukaryota; Metazoa; Chordata; Mammalia; Chiroptera; Phyllostomidae.